Alexandromys fortis (reed vole) is the source of this 1913-nucleotide messenger RNA. It is a transcript of the gene Art5, whose product is annotated as ADP-ribosyltransferase 5. The transcript is spliced from 5 exons. Bases 831 to 1760 code for a protein of 309 amino acids. The record is from RefSeq and is a predicted model, not a curated record. Gene Ontology annotation, molecular function: NAD+-protein-arginine ADP-ribosyltransferase activity; NAD+ poly-ADP-ribosyltransferase activity. Lineage: Eukaryota; Metazoa; Chordata; Mammalia; Rodentia; Cricetidae.
AAUUACCUCCAACUGGGCGGCUGAAACUCAGAACUAGGUUAUUUAUAGUCAAGCUCAGCAGAGGUGCGGAGGUGCAAGAGACAGCUGUGUUUACAAACAUGGGGUCACCUGAACCGGAGAGGUCCAGAAGGUAGCUAGGGUACCCUUCCCUUCCCUCCAGACCAGGGUUGGGAGAUAGAGGGUUAAGAGUAGAGAAGAAAGUGGGGAUGGGGGCUUUGAUGCUGGUGCACGUGACCCAACGUGUGUGUCACAUGCAAAUUGUAUGCAAAUAAGAGAUUUGGUGGCUUAACUAUCAUGAUGUUUAAGUAGCGACCCUCGUGGGCCUUCGUGGCCUGGUGGUCCUGGGUCCUGGCCCUGGCCCGGUCCCAGGGCCACCGGAGAAAAGGCCAGGUCUCACAAGUCCCUCCUCCAACCUUGACCUAGCUCACAUCUUACAGAAACAACCUGUUAUCCAAGGAGGGAAGGAAAGUUUUGCCCCUCAACCACUCAAGGGCUCUGCCAGACCAGCUCCCCACGCCCCUGUCUGUUGUUGGGGAAGAUAAGUGUCGGGUUACCAGUCCAGGGGCUAUAGUUAGCUUCAGGGACGUUGUUCAGCAGACCGGGAUCUGCGCAGAGCCUGCACCAACUUCAGCCCUAGCCUGCCGCAAAAGACCAGAGCCCGGGCCUUUCUAGGCCUUCGCCACCUCCAGAUUUGUCUUUGGCCCCGCCCCACAUCACUCCUGAGGACCCUCGGGUGCGGGAGGAAGGUCCUGGAGCCCAACUAAGCCGGCACUCCACCGCUGCUGGCUUCAUCAUCAUCCGGAUCCUGCCAUCCCGGGACUCCUCUCAGGAUGAUUCUGGAGGAUCUGUUGAUGGUCCUCAGUUGCCUCAGCCUGCACUCCCUCUGGAAGGUCCAAGCUGUUCCUAUCCUGCCCCUGAGCCUGGUUCCAGACACGUUCGAUGAUGCUUAUGUGGGCUGCUCUGGGGAGAUGGAGGAGAGAGCAGGCCUGCUGCUGGAGGAAGAGAUGGCACACCACGCCCUGCUCCGGGAAUCCUGGGAAGCAGCCCGAGAGGCCUGGGCACACCGGCGCCACACGCUCACCCUACCGCCUGGCUUCAAAGCCCAGCAUGGAAUAGCUGUUAUGGUGUACACCAACUCAUCCAACACCUUGUACUGGGAGCUGAACCAGGCUGUGCGGACAGGGGGUGGCUCCCGGGACCUCUACAUGAGGCGCUUCCCCUUCAAGGCCCUGCAUUUCUACCUCACCCAGGCCCUGCAGCUGCUGCGGGGCUCUGGCGGCUGCAGUAGGGGAGAUGGGGAGGUGGUAUUCCGAGGCGUGGGCAGCCUUCACUUUGAGCCCAAGAGGCUGGGGGACUUGGUCCGAUUAGGACAGUUUGCCUCCAGCUCUCUGGAUGAAGCCGUGGCUCGUGGGUUUGGGAAUGCCACUUUCUUCAAUCUAAGGACUUGUUUUGGGGCUCUUAUCCAGGCUUUGUCUGUCUUCCCCGAGGAGCGUGAGGUGCUGAUACCCCCACAUGAAGUCUUCUUGGUCACUGGGUUCUUCCAGGAUGGAGCCCAGAGCGUGGUGACUCUCUGGAGUUAUAAUCAGACCUGCAGCCACUUUAACUGCGCCUAUUUGGGUGGGGAGAAGAGGCAUGCCUGUGUGUCCUCUGCAGCAGAAGGGCAGCCAGAGUUAUCCUCCACAGAGGCCUUGGCUUUGCAAUCGGGGAAGACGCUGCUCUUGGCCCCUGGGGAGUUGCAGCUCUUGAGCGCUGGUCCCUGAAAGUCUCUUGGGAAUCCUGGGAACUGAUGACCUUUCUAUGAAGAAGAGGCUUUGAGUGGCCUCAAGAUGCCAGAGUGUGCCUGGUCUACAGAGCUAGUUCCAGGACAGGCUCCAAAAACCACAGAGAAACCCUGUCCUGAAAAACAAAAACAA